AUACAGUACCGCAAGAAAUCGCUGCUGAUCCACCCGGACAAGACCAAGAACCCCGCGGCUCCCGAUGCGUUUGACCGGCUGAAAAAGGCGCAGACGACGCUGAUGGACGAGAAGGCGCGGGAGCAGCUCGACGAGAGCAUUGCGGACGCGCGGCGGCUGCUGAUCCGGGAGCACAAAUACACGCUGGACUCGCCGGAGCUCAAGACGGAGGAGUUCAAGAAGGAGUGGCGGCAGAAGACGGUGCAGGUGCUGAUGGAGGAAGAGGCCCGGCGGCGGCGGCAGAUCAAGGCCAAGAUGCAGGAGGAAGGCCGGGAGCAGCGCAAGGAAGAGGAGGAGCUGGAGGCGCGCAAGCGCAAGCGAGACCAGGACAAGGCGUGGGAGGACACGCGCGAGGAGCGGAUCGAGAGCUGGCGGGACUGGAAGAAGGGGGUCAAGAAGAGCGACGACAAGAAGAAAAAGAAGAAGACAAAGGCAGUAACCCAUGAUUCCUCAGGCAUCCACUCCCUCUUCCCUCUAAUCUUCCUUAUCAGAAAUCCUCCUGUCAUGACCGCCAACACCGCCCCGGAUCGUCAAGCGGACGACCGACCCACGAUCGAACAGCAACCCCAACCAGAGCCUUUCUCGGAAGAAGCAACGCAAAAGGUGGAAUCAAGGACAUUAAGGAAUUCAGCAGACUGGACAGGGACCACAGAGGCAACAGUUGCACCGCCGGCGACCCUCGCCGAGGUGGUCGCCUCCCUCCACCACCGGGUGCAUGCGUUCCUCGCCGAAGACCAUCCGGCAGACUCGCUCCUGGCGCACGUCCAGAAACAAACUCGGAUCUCGCUCGACGUCGUGGCCUCUGCUCUGCUCCGCUACCGUCUUUCAGAGCUCUCUCUCUCUUACAACGGUGGGAAGGACUGUCUCGUUCUACUCAUCCUCUUCCUCGCCGGCCUCCACCCACUCUCCAGCCACAGCAGCAGCAGCAGCAGCAGCAGCAGCAGCAGCAACAAUAACAACAACAACGACAACAACACCAACGACGACAAAAGCAUCACCUCCAUCCCAGCCAUCUACGCCCUCCCCCCAGAUCCUUUCCCCGCCGUCGAGGAGUUUGUCCUCGCCUCCUCGCAAAGCUAUCACCUAGAUGUCACCCGCUACACCACCGACCCGCCUCGUACCACCCUCCGGUCCUCCUUCGAGAAUUACCUCGCCCGCAACCCUUCCAUCCGCGCCAUCUUCGUCGGCACCCGUCGUACAGACCCGCACGGCGCCUCCCUCACCCACUUCGACCGCACAGAUCACGGCUGGCCUGACUUUGUCCGCAUCCAUCCCGUCAUCGACUGGCACUACGCCGAGAUCUGGGCCUUUAUCCGCCAUCUCCGCGUAGACUACUGCCCCCUCUACGACCAGGGUUACACCUCCCUCGGCGGCACCACAGACACCGACCCGAAUCCUAGACUGCGUCUCAAUCAUGAUCGGUACAGACCUGCCUAUGACCUCACGGAAGACUUGGAGGAACGCUUAGGCCGCAAUUAG
Messenger RNA from Penicilliopsis zonata CBS 506.65, 1518 nucleotides. RefSeq lists its product as hypothetical. NCBI's taxonomy places the organism in Eukaryota, Fungi, Ascomycota, Eurotiomycetes, Eurotiales, Aspergillaceae. The transcript is spliced from 3 exons. The record is from RefSeq and is a predicted model, not a curated record. The annotation marks the transcript as partial. Gene Ontology annotation, molecular function: FMN adenylyltransferase activity. Gene Ontology annotation, biological process: FAD biosynthetic process.